AUGGUUUAUGGUUUCGGAAAUUCUUGCGUUAAAUUGCUUUUUUUCAUUGUCAAUUUAUUGAUUUGUAUAUGUGGCGGACUCAUUUGCGGUUUUUCACUUUGGGCAAAUUUGGACCGGAAUUUCUCGGAACAUUUGGAUCAGUUUGUGAGGAAAAUCGAUGGCGGAAGUAUGGAGCAUAUUAAUGAAAUUGCCAAAGUGAGCAUGGGUUUGUGGCACCACAAUUUGGAGCAACAAGAGUUUCUAGAAAAGUUCAAAAAUUUUCAAAAAUUUUCAGAAUAUUUUCAAAAAAGCCCCCUCUCUCAGAAUUUUCAAAAAAAAACUCAAUACUUUCAGUACCAAGCUUCAUUGUGGAUUUUGGUGGCAGUUGGAGCUCUUCUCUUUCUCGUUGGAUUUUUGGGAUGUUGCGGAGCCGCUUGUGAAUCUCCAAUUCUCCUCGGCCUUUUCUUCUUCGUCAUUGUUAUCCUAACUGCAAUCGAGCUUGGAGCAACUGUUUUUGCUAUGACAAAUCGUGCCGAAUUUUUGAAAUCCGUUGAAUCGGUGAUGACAAAAUCAGCGGACACUCCAGAUUUCCGGCGAAAUCUCAAACCCAUUCAAGAUGUGCUCAAUUGCUGUGGAGCUACUCACAUGACCCAACAUUUAUAUAUUGAUGAGCAUCUGUGCGGAGAGCAUCCUGUGGCUGUGAGUUUUUUUUCCAUCAAACUAGACUGUAGUUGGAGAAUUUUGAGGGUAUAGAAUAAUCUCACAAACUUAAGAUAUUUCAGUAUAUCAAAAAUGACUUUAGGUUUUUUUGAAAUAUCGAAUAAGACUGUAGUUUUUUCCUAAUUUAACUAGGCUUUAUUUUGUUCAUAUUUUAAUUCAAGAGGGACUUACAGUAAUCUCAAAAAUCAUUUUUUUAAAAACAAAAAGGACUUUAGUUUUUUUCCAAGUUUCUUGUUUUUAUUCAAAGGACCAUAUAGUAACCUGGAAAAUCAAUAUUUUUCAGAUCGACUGUUUCAACCGGAUCGAAAAAAUGGUAGACAGUGCAAACGAAUCAAUUAUCGUUUGUGGAUUUGUUCUUCUCGCCAUCGAACUUUUUGCACUUCUUUUCUCAUGUGUUUUAUGCAGAGCUUCGCGUGAAACACGUUAUUCAGCCUAUUAUGCUUAG
Messenger RNA from Caenorhabditis angaria, 1144 nucleotides. The record is from the annotation of a GenBank genome assembly. NCBI's taxonomy places the organism in Eukaryota, Metazoa, Nematoda, Chromadorea, Rhabditida, Rhabditidae.